UAUAAUGAUAUUUCAGAUCCAUGCCUUUCUACUGGUUUUCGGUUUUUGUUUUUAUUUUCAUUUUUGACGAAAAAGAUUCGAUUUUGAUUCGUUAUUUGAGGUGUAGGUGUAUUGUUUUGCUUUGGAUUGAGAUUAUUGUGAUGUUUUUCAAUGGUUUCGAUUGAUUUUUAGGUGAAUUUUCCCCCAAAUUUUAUUUGAACCUCUCUGUUGAUUGUUUUGAAUUUUGCAUCAGGAAUUAGGUUAAUGCCAUAAAACAAAUGGAGUGUAGAUCGUUUGCUCGAUCCAUACUGAUGAAUGCUCAAUGAUGAUUUUAUUAAUUUAAGAUCCGGAAUUAGGUUGCUUGCAUUUUCAUAGCUCUGCAAUCUGACUCGUUGACUUUUAUGUCUUUUGUAUAUUCUUCUGUGAAUUAAGGCAGUUUGAUAUGGAUACUGUUCAUAAUCAAGAUCAUAUGCUAAAAAUUUUUGAGUUCUGUUGGAUUAAUGUACUUGUUUGAUGAUGUUUCCAUUGAAAUUUUUGUUGAUCUUCUAGAUAAAUUAAUCACCCUUCUUUUGUGACUAUGAUUCAUUUUUGAAGUCUACCCAGAGUUGAACUUUGGUGAGAUAUUCUUUGAGCAAUCAAGCAUGCCUAAUCAUUUAUUUCGUGUUUGGAUUGAUGGAGAACAGAGGAAAAGAAAGUACUGAAAUAUAAUGAAUAGAGAAGCAAAGCGAAAAAAUAAACCAUUCAUGCAUGUUCUUUCAUUUGAUCCUAUAUGUUCUUUUCUUUCAAUUGUGCUUUGACUAGAAUUUUAUAUGCUUGUUUUAUUUACCUAUCUAUCAUUUUGCGUCUAUCUUGAUGAGUAAGUUCUUGUGGAUGUUAUUUUCAUUUGUAAAAAUUACGCUAUUGAUCAGUGUCAAGGCUUUACCAUUUAGAUUUUCUUUAUCUGGUUGUCAGGUUGUUGGACAAAAAAAGCCAAUAAAGCAGUAGACAUGGCGGUUAUCAGAAAGGUCCUCAUUGUUCCUGUAAAAACUAGUUACAGAGUGGCUCGUGAUCAUCCAUUUGUUUUGGUCUGGGUGUUUAUCAUGCUUCUACUGCAUAGAUAUCUCCCUGCAGUAUUUGCUUUUCUGGUUUCUUCUUCACCGGUCAUCAUUUGCACUGCUCUUCUUCUGGGGACAAUUUUGAUUUAUGGUGAGCCAAACAUACCUGAGAUUGAUGAAGAGAAGAAAGAUGCAAGGGAAAUUUCUUCCCUUAGAGCAAAGAAUGCUAGAAAUGUGUUUGUUGGGACGAAAGAUGACGGCUUCAAUGGAAAAGACCAUGAGGAUCGAGGCCAAGACGGUGAUGAAGUAGAUAAUGAUGGCAGGUUUACAGAUUCAAGCUCCAUGGUCAAGAAAGACAGAAGAAUUCUUGAUAAGAAGAAAAUGCCUAAGGAGGUUGAGCUUCUAUAUCAAGGAGUUAUUGAGAAGAGAGAAUUAUUGAGAGAGCAUGAAUAUGCUAAUGGUGUUUCUACCAAGAGCUGUCGAAAGAAAUCUAAGGGCCCUGGGGUGGACAUUGAUGAACAUGACACUUGUUCAGGUUCAGAAUCCGACCACGCAGAGGAGGAUUCCUCUCAUGCUGCUGCAUUUGUGGAUGGUGUUCUGCCAAUUAUUGAUGAGCUUCAUCCGCUGUUAAACUCUGAGCGUCGCAAGUGUGCUCGUAAAUCUGCUGACAACUCAGAUGCUGUUUUCAGCUCUUCUGAUGAUGAUGAUGAUGAUGAUGAUGAUGAAUCAGAUGAUGUUAGUGCGGAUGGUGAAAUCCCAGAGGAGGAGGAGGAGGAAGAAGAAGAAGAAGAAGAAGAAGAAGAAGAAGAGGAUGGAGGGGGGCCAGAUGAGAAAGAUGAUGGGACUGAAGUGGUGUUAAAAUGGACGGCUGAUGAUCAGAAGAACCUUAUGGACCUGGGGUCUUCUGAACUUGAAAGGAAUCAGAGGUUGGAGAAUUUGAUUGCAAAACGUAUAGCGAGGAAGAGAUUUCAAGCCGAAAGGAAUCUAAUUGACUUGGAGAGCAAUAACAUAGAUCCUAUCAUGGAGCAGCUAUCCACUCUUCAUGUUCAAAUUCGGUCUAGACAAAACCCUUUUGAUCUUCCAUAUGGUUCAGAGGAAUCAAUUGAUUUACCUCCAAUCCCUGGUUCUGCUCCUUCCAUUCUUCUUCCGAGACGGAAUCCUUUUGAUCUUCCAGAGGAUUUUGUAGGCGAGAGCGGUGCUGCAACUCCUGAUAGGGCGUAUCACCCAGGGUUUGUAUCACCAGUUCCACAGAAGGAUAUCUUCUUCCGAAGGCAUGAGAGCUUCUCUGUCGGACCCUCCUCAUUUGCAGGUGAGCUUAAACAGGGUAUGGGUGUUUCCCGGUUCAGACCCUACUUUGUUGCAGAGAAGAUGGAUUCAGAGGAGUCAAGGUUUGCCACAUUGCAAAAGCAAUUAAGUGGAAAUGGUGAUUCGGAAGCAAGUUCAGCUGCAGGAUCUGAUUCGGCAUCUUCAGUUGUCGAUCAAGAGGAUGACAAGGAGCUUGUGGAACAGGAAAAUCAUCAAGAGAGUGUUGUGUUAUCGCCCGGCGAUCAUGUUAGUGAACUUGUUGAAGUGGGAAGUCAAACCUCUGAGGAGGUUGACUCAUUGGAUGUCCAGCAAGAGCAAAACAUGGUCAACAUGGAUGAUGACAAUAAUAUUGCUGCCAAUGCUUCUAAUGUUACCACGGAAGCUCAUCAAGAUGUUCAUGAAAUCGAAGAGGAUUUUGAUGAUUCAAGUUCAUCAUCUUCCUCAAAAGCCAGUGACAAUAAGUUGAAGAUGAGCAUCACCGGUGAACUAUCAGCUACGGCUGAACAAAUAAAAGAUGAUUACCCAGAUGCUUCCAGUAAUUCUAAGCAAUCAGGCAUUUUGGGCUCCAAUCCUGAGAGCAUCAAAGCAGACAAAGUUGAUGAAAGUCAAGUCGAAGAUCCAGUGUACGACUCUAGCCCAUCAGCUAUCGAAAAAUCUUCAUCUAACAUUGCAUCACUUGAAGAAGAUUUGUUUCCUGGAGAUGUGCGCAUAGAGACCUCAGAGUUUGGUUUGCUCCCGAGAUCAGCUGAAGAGAAUGUUUCCUCUGAAAAUGGAACUCUCUCUUCAAGUCAUGAGAACACAACAGAGAAUUCAAUGCCAAACAAUGGAGGCGGUCUAUGGGUAGCAUCACCAAGUAUAAAUUUUGUAGAACAAAAUGAAUCGAGAUCAAGAGAGGUAUCAAUGAUCGCUGAGCAUGAUGUCAUAGGAAGGGGAUUUCCUGAAGUCGAACCUAUUUUACCUUUGAUACCUGAGCAAAUAGCUGCACGGCUGGCUCGCCAUUCAAGUUUGUCUUCAGCAACAGCUGAUUCAAGUGAAGAUGUUAAUAUAGAUGAUAAAGAUGCAGGAGUUGGCCGUGGAUCAUAAGCAGAGUUUUACGUUGUUUUAUUUUCACUUCAGUACACACUUUUUUGUAGUACUAGUAGUAGUUUUAUAUGCAUAUUUUUUGCAGACCUUCCACCGUCGUUCACAUGUAACCGUUUGCAAACUGCGUAGUCUUUUCUUUGUGGAAACAAAUGGAAUUUAUCCUUUUAAAUUUACUAUACAAUAACAUCAGAGUUUUGCUUGGA
Dioscorea cayenensis subsp. rotundata (Guinea yam) is the source of this 3604-nucleotide messenger RNA. Its product is annotated as E3 ubiquitin-protein ligase HUWE1-like. Lineage: Eukaryota; Viridiplantae; Streptophyta; Magnoliopsida; Dioscoreales; Dioscoreaceae. The record is from RefSeq and is a predicted model, not a curated record. Bases 966 to 3401 code for a protein of 811 amino acids. The transcript has 2 exons.